GCUCGUUCUUUGGCUCCGCUCGGGGACCGCAUUCUCGUCCGACGGGCUGCCAAGGAAGUCCAGACGGCCGCUGGUAUUUACCUGCCGGCGGACAAGACCAAGGACCCGAACGAGGGAGAAGUCGUUGCCUGUGGUCCGGGUGAAAAAGACGUCACCGGUCAGCUUCAUCCCACGACACUCAAGAUGGGAGACACGGUCUUGUUGCCCGAAUACGGAGGUACCAAAAUCAAGAUUGACGACGAAGAACUGGUCUUGUUCCGCGAGUCGGAUAUCUUGGGAAAAUUUGACUAA
Molecule: messenger RNA, 291 nt
Organism: Phaeodactylum tricornutum CCAP 1055/1
Lineage: Eukaryota; Bacillariophyta; Bacillariophyceae; Surirellales; Neidiaceae
Exons: 1
Cellular component (GO): mitochondrial matrix
Molecular function (GO): protein folding chaperone; ATP binding; metal ion binding
Source: RefSeq, a predicted model, not a curated record